Anarrhichthys ocellatus (wolf-eel) is the source of this 1875-nucleotide messenger RNA. RefSeq names its product homeobox B5b (gene hoxb5b). The record is from RefSeq and is a predicted model, not a curated record. Gene Ontology annotation, molecular function: RNA polymerase II cis-regulatory region sequence-specific DNA binding; DNA-binding transcription factor activity, RNA polymerase II-specific. Gene Ontology annotation, biological process: regulation of transcription by RNA polymerase II; anterior/posterior pattern specification. Gene Ontology annotation, cellular component: nucleus. The transcript has 2 exons. NCBI's taxonomy places the organism in Eukaryota, Metazoa, Chordata, Actinopteri, Perciformes, Anarhichadidae. The coding region runs from base 178 to 1047 and encodes 289 amino acids.
CGACUGGUCAACAAAGGCACGUGAUUCCCGAACGCUCUCCCAUAUUUGGCCGCAUACCUGGCAAAGUACAGUAGGGGCUUCAUUGCUUAUAAUUCAUGAUUGCGUCCAUAAAUCGUGCAAGCACACAGGAUUAUAGCGACAAAGAUCUACAAAUCGAGGCUUUAAAAAUCCAAGCAAAUGAGCUCUUACUUUGUAAACUCGUUCUCAGGGCGCUAUCCAAAUGGCUCCGACUAUCAGUUACUAAAUUAUGGGACUAACGGCGCUGUGAGCGGCUCCUUCAGAGACCCUGGCACCAUGCACUCCGGGUCUUUCGGCUACAACUACAAUGGCAUGGACCUAACCGUGAACCGCGCCAACAACGGCGGCCACUUCGGGGCCGUGAGAGAGGAUGCCCGGGGAUUCGCGCCGGACGCCCGGUACAGACAGACACCCAACUGCUCGCUCGCGUCUCCAGAUCCGGUGCCGCCGUCGUGCGCCACGGCCAGCCACGAGCCGCUGGAACUAAAAAGCCCCUCUCCUCCCUCUGACCGGAGCUCGACCUCGAGCGGCAACAAUCUCAACAAAAUCAACAACAACAGCAGCGGCGGCAACAGCGCGCAUUUCACGGAGAUAGAGGACGCCACCGUCGCCUCCGAGACCGAGGAGGGCGCACACGGCAGCGGCGGCUCCAGCUCGGCACCCCGGGCGCAGCAGCAGCAGCACCACCAGGAUCCCAACGCCACCUCCUCCACUCCCACAUCAAAUGAUUGCCAGUCGCCACAAAUAUUCCCCUGGAUGCGGAAACUGCACAUAAACCAUGAUAUGACUGGACCUGAUGGGAAAAGGGCCCGAACCGCGUACACCCGGUACCAGACGCUAGAGCUGGAGAAAGAGUUUCACUUCAAUAGGUACCUAACCAGGCGGCGGAGGAUAGAGAUAGCCCACGCCCUGUGUCUCUCCGAAAGACAGAUCAAAAUCUGGUUUCAGAACCGCAGGAUGAAGUGGAAGAAGGACAAUAAGCUGAAAAGCAUGAGUCUCGUGACAGGAGGCAGCGCCUUCCACAACUGAAUAACUUUUUUUUGGGGGGGAGGGAGAGUAAAAAUAAUAAUAAUAAUUAAAGAUAAAAAUAAUCAAAAAAAUUAUCCAUGAGUACUGUAAAGCUAUUUGAAAGCGCAGCACCUUCCAGCAUGCUAUUGUGAUAGAAAAAUAAGUAUUCUGUGGUCUUAAAAAUGCCAUUUUUAGUUCCCUGUUGUACUAUGAUAGCUUAGAUGUCUUAUUUGGAAAACAAGAUGUAAAUAUUAUUGGGGGUAUUAAUUGUUCAUGCUUUUUGCUCUCUCUCUCUCUCUCUCUCUCUCUCUCUCUCUCUCUCUCUCUCUCUCUAUGUCUGUCUCUCUCUCUCUCUCUCUCUCUCUCUCUCUCUCUCUCUUCCUCUCUUGAAGGUGUUUAAACUUGAGCUCUUUAUUGUGACUUCUUUGACGGUCUAACAGGAGUAAAUUCAUUGUACAGUUAAAAAACAAACGAAAAAAAAACCAAGUUUCCAAACCAUAUGCUGCUCUUCAUUGAAUGUAAACCGAUUGUAUCCCGGGGCCAUUCAACGCGCUUUAGUGUAAGUUUUACUGCUAUUUUUGAUGGUUAUCUUGUGGCCACAUCCAUAAAGUCCAAAAGCAAAUGUGUAGCUUAAGGAUAUUUUGUGCAACUAUUAUUAUUAUUAUUAUUAUUAUUAUUGUUUAGGAUAAUUAUGAGCAAUGCAAAUGUGUUCGACCUGUCAAUGUGAUGAAUUUUUAGUGCAAAGGGUUAUUCUGUGGUUAGGCAGUGAUGUGAGCUUUUUUCGCCAAUAAGCUUUUUGUAUUUGUAAGUGAACUCAUAGCGCUUGAAAAAAUAAAAUGUUUCUCUCAA